AUGAAAAAUAAACAAACUUUGAAAGAUCAACUUUCUAAAAUAAAAUGUAUCGAACAUGAAAGAUAAAUUGUUUAAAUAGGAUUAGAUUAAAAUUUAUUACCAUCUUAAAGAGCUUUAUGUGAAAUGUGUGGUUAAAAAGCAAUUAUGGUACCAAUAUCAAUAGACAGAGCUAUCGUAAUGCUUAGAAUGAUUUAAAAUGAUGAGGAUAUUUUAAAGGAUAAAGCUUUAGUAAGCUUGAUCGAUCAAUGCUUAAAUGGUGGGGAUCGAGCAUUGACAGUGAAAGACAUAAUAACAAUAGGAACAGUUCUCUCAAAUAAAUUUAUUAAGAUAGGGGAUAAUUUUGUCUUAAGAUCUAAAUAUAUUGCUAAUAAAGAUAAAACUUAACUUGAUACUUCGGAAUCUUUUUAGAAUAAGAGAAAAUUACUCAAAAAAUAACAUUAAUUAAUUGGAAAUUAGUCUAUAGUCAUAAAAGAGAGCACAAAAUAUGAAGCUAAGACGGGGAUUGAAUGGAUUAAAAAUAUCAUUGAAACAGAUUAAAGUCAAAGUAGCUUUAUUUCUUCGAGUUUUAGUCCAAUAAUAAAAAUAUGGUCAGGUGGAAAGUUUAAAGAGUUGAAACAUGAGAAUUAAUUUGUUAGAUGUGUUACUUUGUUUGAUGAAGAACUUAUAGUAUGUUAUGCAGAUUAGAGUAUUAGAAUUUGGAAAUAAAAAGAUGGAACUGAAUGGACAGUGGAUUAAACGUUAAAGGAACAACAUUAGGGAGAAAUUUGGUCAGUAAUCACACAUUUUGAAACAUUUGUUACCGGAAGUUAUGAUAAAACUUUAAAGGUUUUCAGCAAGAGAAGAAAUAAUCGAUUACAUUCAAAUUAUAAAAGCAUCUAAACAGUUGACAUUAAUGAUUGUUAAGUUACUUGCAUGGCUAUUCAUGACGAUAUAUUAGGGAUUGGAAGCAGAUCUGGAUCACUUGCUAUAUGUCAAUUUACUGAUGUUUGGAAUUUAACAUAAAUACUGUCAAAACAUACAGCAGCUAUAUAAUGUGUUGCAUUUAAAGCUGAUUAAAACUUAUUAGCUACAGGUUCAGAAGAUAAAUCAAUACUAUUAUGGGAAAUGAAAUAUGGGGAUUAAUUUGAAUUAAUCUAAGAAAUUAAGGAUCAUUAAAGCUAUGUGUUUAGUCUGGCAUUUCAUCCAACUUAUGCAGCAUUUUUAUCUGGAGGAUUAGAUAAUAAGAUGAUCUUAUUUGGUUUAGAUUCCAAAGGUAGAUGGAUUAAAUAUUAAGAAUUGAAUAAAGAUAAUCCAAUUACAGUCAUCUAAUUUCUCAAAGAUAAUUGGAAAUUUUAUAUUGGUACUAGUGUUGGUACAAUUAUUUUACAUGAAAUUGAAUAACAACAGCAAUGA
Paramecium pentaurelia is the source of this 1392-nucleotide messenger RNA. NCBI's taxonomy places the organism in Eukaryota, Ciliophora, Oligohymenophorea, Peniculida, Parameciidae. The record is from the annotation of a GenBank genome assembly.